AAAACUUAAAAAUUCCGUGCAGUGAGGGCCGGCGCACUGCCAGCCACCCGUUCAAGGUGUUUCCGGUCUCGCUAUCACCCGUUCGUUUCCUUAUUUCCGUUUCUGGUUUAAUUUAAUUACAUUACAAAAAAACUCCCCCCCGCCGCCCCAAAUUCAUCCCCUUUUCCAUUGAGAAUCUUCAAGCAUUGGUGGUGUUCGAUCGAAAAGUGAGAAAUGGCGACCAAUAUAGGAAUGAUGGAUAGUGCCUACUUCGUUGGUAGGAAUGAGAUUUUGACUUGGAUUAAUAACAGGCUCCAGCUUAAUCUCUCCCGUGUUGAAGAGGAUCUUGUUACAUUAGUCUGGUGAUUGGAGCAUAAGUGAGGAUCCCGAAAUUGUUUUGAAAUGGGUUGUUUUCCCCUAAAAAUCGUUUCUUUCUGGACACUAUUUUAUUUUCUUGAUUUUAAUUCCGGCCUAAACUGUGUGUUGAGGGGAAUGAUUUGCUUCUGCAAUUGGGUUUCUCAUCUGAAGCGGUUUCACACGUUUUUUCGAUUCACCCAAUUAGUGUUUCCUCUUGGUCUGUGUUUGUUGAUUUUCUCAGUUGCAUAUUCAUGGUUGUAAUUAACCACCCUUGUUGGUUGAUUGGAUUUUUUUGGUUAUUUCUAUUUGCCUAUACUGUUUUCAUUCUAUUAAAAAAAAGAUACAGAGGUAUUCUUGAAGUAAAAUUGAAUUGUAUCAGGGUUUCCCUUCUAGCAAUAGAAAUUCUUGUGGUACUGCGAAGAGGAAAUAAUAUAUUGUUGAUUGGUCCAAGAAUAUCAUGCUGAAGGUGCAACUCUAUUGCAAACUGCAUUUCUAAUUUAUGGACCUGCAAAGAAUUUAUUCAGCAAUAAUUUUGGGGUUGGAAAGGAGUUGAUUUUAGAAUUUUAGGUAAAGUUCUGAAGUUAAAAUAUUUUUCGACCUUGCUAAUGCCUAGCACUAUCAAGUGCGUGAUGGACAUAUCCAUGACUAUGAGAGAUGUCAAAUUUGCUGAUUUUGUUCUAGUUAUGUGUUAUCAUAUCCAUGGGGUGUAAAUUUCAGAUAAGCAUGUUGAAUUUUGGCCACAAAGCUUGAAUUUGUCACAAUCAUUACUUGCUUUCAAAAAAAUUAUGUUUAUUUGUUGUUCCAGCUACAGUAAAUUAUGCUAGUUUACUAGCUUUGACGGUUUCUGAUAUGAAUGUGAUAGAAGUCACUGCAUGAUUGAUUAUCCUUUUCUUUUUUGCUGGAAAUAUUUAUGCGUUUCAAGCUACUUGUUCCAGGCGGCCUCUGGUGCUGUGCAAUGUCAGAUGAUGGACAUGACUUAUCCAGGAGUUGUUCCAAUGCAGAAGGUGAAUUUUGAUGCAAAAUCAGAAUAUGAUAUGAUUCAAAAUUACAAGGUUCUGCAGGAUGUAUUCAACAAAUUGAAAAUUGAAAAGCAUAUUGAAGUCAACAGGCUUGUAAAAGGCCGACCCUUGGACAACUUGGAGUUCUUACAAUGGCUGAAACGCUACUGUGAUUCUGUAAAUGGUGGCAUAAUGAACGAAAAUUACAACCCUGUUGAAAGAAGAAGUAAGGGUGGAAAGGAUCGAAGCUCUAAGGGUUCUCAAAAGAUCACAAAAUCGCUGCAAGCAAACAACAUGCAUAAUUCUGGAUCUGGUGAGACAGUUGGUCUUAGUAGACCUUAUGGGCCCAAACAAGCAAAGACUGGUGCCGGAGGUGAUGUGGCUAAUUAUUCUGGAGAGAUUCAGGCUUUGUCCAAGGAGGUUACAGAUCUCAAGCUCUCUGUGGACCUUUUAGAAAAAGAAAGAGAUUUCUAUUUCGCAAAAUUACGGGAUAUAGAAAUACUUUGUCAGACUCCUGAAUUGGAGGAUCUCCCGGUGGCUGUGGCAAUGAAGAAGAUAUUAUAUUCUGCUGAUGCAAAGGAAUCUGCACUCGUAGAAGCUCAGGAAUAUCUGUCUCAAAAUUUGAAUGCCGAGGAGGUUGAAGCAGAAGAUGAACACUAACUUGUCAUGCAUGCCAGAAACCUGCCUACCCAAGGUAUUACAGGACAUUCAAGAGCGCCUUGAUCUCCCUUGAGCAUGAGAUGCUAGAGAAAUUACGUUUAUGCUCAAGACACUGAGAAUGGCAACUGGGUGGUGUAAAAAUUGGCACUUUCUUUUCUUUUCUUUCGUAUUACGCAGCGAAUAAUUUCCUGUGAAACAGAACUACUGAAUAGUUCAAUAAUGAUAAAGAAUUGUUCCUUCUGGUAUA
Molecule: messenger RNA, 2241 nt
Organism: Tripterygium wilfordii
Lineage: Eukaryota; Viridiplantae; Streptophyta; Magnoliopsida; Celastrales; Celastraceae
Product: microtubule-associated protein RP/EB family member 1A-like
Exons: 8
Coding region: 1209-1994 (261 amino acids)
Biological process (GO): thigmotropism; protein localization to microtubule plus-end; regulation of microtubule polymerization or depolymerization
Cellular component (GO): spindle midzone; microtubule organizing center; cytoplasmic microtubule
Molecular function (GO): microtubule plus-end binding
Source: RefSeq, a predicted model, not a curated record